This is a messenger RNA of Paecilomyces variotii, 1678 nucleotides long. RefSeq lists its product as hypothetical. NCBI's taxonomy places the organism in Eukaryota, Fungi, Ascomycota, Eurotiomycetes, Eurotiales, Thermoascaceae. Gene Ontology annotation, cellular component: nucleus. Gene Ontology annotation, biological process: peptidyl-lysine monomethylation. Gene Ontology annotation, molecular function: protein-lysine N-methyltransferase activity; protein binding. The record is from RefSeq and is a predicted model, not a curated record. The transcript is spliced from 4 exons. Bases 72 to 1562 code for a protein of 496 amino acids.
CCGCUGAGGGAAUUGUUAAUAGUGGGAUGAUCAACACAAUUUAGCCUCUCGCUAUUACUAUUACGCACACCAUGAAACGUGAGUAUCUACCAAUAGAGGCUCUUCCAGCCUGGUCGAAGCUCAAUGGCAUCAGCUUCAAUGGCGUUGCUUUCGAGCGGUUCCAGGCCGAGGAUGGAACGGAUAAGGGUUCAGGCGUUGUCGCUACGGAAGAAAAGUACAACGGAGAUCCGGAGAGUGAAGAGUCGAAACCUGAAUUCUUAAUCACAGUCCCGCCGGAUAUGGUUCUAUCAUUGGAUCUGGUGCAGAACUAUGCCAAAUCCGACAGGUAUCUGAGGGAAGUGCUGGAAGCUGUGGGUGAUUAUGGAAAGACAGCUCGAGGCGCAAUUCUGAUCUUUCUGCUGCUCCAUAUAACAUAUUCCAGCCCGGAUUUUGAGAAUGUGCCUUACAAGAUUGGCGUUUCUAAUCCAUGGUCGGAAUAUAUCAAGUUCCUACCUGCUUCGGUUCCAUUGCCUACCUUCUACACAGAAGAAGAGCACGAGCUGUUGUACGGCACAUCACUUAAAGCCGCAGUGGAUGCAAAGAUAUCCUCUCUCGAGAAAGAGUUCGACUUGCUACGCGAGUCUACCCAGAGCAUAGCUUGGUGCGAACGAGUAUGGUGGGGAGUGGAGACUGGCAAGUUGACGCUCGAUGACUGGAAGCAGGUCGACGCGAUGUACAGAUCUCGAGCUUUAGAUCUUCCAGGGACGGGACACGCCAUGGUGCCAUGUAUUGAUAUGGCCAAUCACUCUUCUGGGGAUGCUACUGUUGCACUUUACGAAACAGACUCGGAAGGCAAUGCCGUACUGCAAUUGCGAUGGGGAAAGAAGCUGCGGCCCAGAGACGAAGUGACGAUCACAUAUGGAGACGAAAAGGGCGCAUCUGAAAUGAUCUUCUCCUACGGGUUUCUGGAGAGUGAGGUAAACAAUGCAAGACAGCUGUUUCUCGGGUUGGAUAUCCCCGAUGAUGAUCCCCUGAAACCAGCAAAGAAAAUCUACUGCCAGGACGCCCCUGGUGUACGUCUUUUUCUUCCGCAGUCAUCAGAACAGACGGACUGGGAGAGCGGGUUUGUCUGGUGGGCAUGUGUAAACGAAGAGGACGGUCUCGAUUUCUCUGUGCUGCAGACGAAUGAGGGACAGCGAGAGCUCAAGGCUACGUGGAAAGGAAACGAGAUACCAUCAUCGAGUUCUUUACGCGAUAUUAUUUCAAACGAUCCGCUAUGGGAUGUUUUCCAGCUUCGUGCGGUGGUCUUCCUCCUUGAACGCCUUGAGGGACAAUUUGCGAUGCUCCAAGCAAGCUACGAAUUUGUCUCGAAUGCAGGGCACGACGAAAGCGGCACGAGCACGGGAGUGCGAAGCGAUAUAUACGGGACCAUUGUGAAGCUGCGAAAAUUAGAGUCUGAAUUAUUGGAGCGCGGAAUCCAUGAUCUGUCAAAAAGGAGAGAUGAUCUUCUCUCAUCUGAAACAGUGGUGGCCUAUUUCAGUCGACUUGCGGAGGGCCCAGAGGAGGAGGAGGACUUUUCGUGAUGACCUCCUGAGGACCUUUUACGGGUUCCCAUGAGAUAUCCAUAUUACAUAUGGCUUGCAUCUCUUAUCGAUAUAGUCUACAGCAGGAACAUAGGAUCUCCCUGCUUUCCCUGGGG